Acanthosepion pharaonis is the source of this 2610-nucleotide messenger RNA. The record is from the annotation of a GenBank genome assembly. Lineage: Eukaryota; Metazoa; Mollusca; Cephalopoda; Sepiida; Sepiidae.
AUGACGCUGGCGUCGCCUCCCCUCGAGCGUACCUCGUCUCUCCUCCUCGAAGUGCGCCACUCCGGCUACGCAGAGAGACAGCCAGCCGAUCUGAUCCCUCUCGAGCCGCGAAUUAACAAAUUAUCUGUAAUUUUCGGACAUCUUAAUACUUUAAAACCUGUCUUGAUUUUAUUACUAAUCUCUUUCCUCUUUCUCUCCCUCCUUAUAUCAACGAUUCUCUUUUUCUUUCUCUUUAUCUUAACCUUACUCCUCUCAACUCUUCUCUUUUGCAUCCUCUAUCUCUCUCUCAUUCUCUCACUCCUUCUCUCAACUAUACCUUUUUCCUCUCUCUCCUUUUCUCUCAAUCCCUCUCUCAACUAUACCCUUUUUCUCUCUCUCCCUUUCUCGCAAUCCCUCUCUCAACUAUACCCUUUUCCUCUCUCUUCCUUUCUCGCAAUCCCUCUCUCAACUAUACCCUUUUCCUCUCUCUUCCUUUCUCGCAAUCCCUCUCAGAACUAUACCCUUUUCCUCUCUCUCCCUUUCUCGCAAUCCCUCUCUCAGCUAUGCCCUUUUCCUCUUUCUCCCUUUCUCGCAAUCCCUCUCACAACUAUACCCUUUUCCUCUCUCUCCCUUUCUCUCAAUCCCUCUCUCAACUAUACCCUUUUCCACUCUCUCCUUUUCUCUCAAUCCCUCUCUCAACUAUACUCUUUUCCUCUCUCUCCUUUUCUCUCAAUCUCUCUCAACUAUACCCUUUUCCUCUCUCUCCCUUUCUCUCAAUCCCUCUCUCAACUAUACCCUUUUCCUCUCUCUCCCUUUCUCGCAAUCCCUCUCACAACUAUACCCUUUUCCUCUCUCUUCCUUUCUCUCAAUCCCUCUCUCAACUAUUCUUUUUCUCUCUCUUUCUCUCUCUUUCUCUCUCUCUCUCUCUCAGAGAUUAUUCUUUCUCUCUCCCCCUCUCGCCCUCUCUCUCUACUACUCACUUUCACUUAUUUCUUCUGUCAACUAUUCCCUUUCCCACUUCCUCUCACUCAUUCUCUGAACUCUUCUCUUUUCCCUCUCUCCUUCUCUCACUCCUUCUCUCAAUUAUUCUCUUUCCCCCUCACUCUCUCUUUCUCUCACUCAAUCUCUCAGCUAUUCUUUCUUUCUUCUCUCUCUUUCUCUGUCUCAACUAUUCUCUUUUUUAUUUCUCCCUUUAUCUCUCUUAAUUGUUCUCUUUCACUCAUUCCUUCUUUCAACUAUUAUCUUUUUCCCUCUCUUUCACUCCUCCUGUCAACUAUUCUCUUUUCCCUCCUUCUCUCUCUCUCUCACACUCGUUCUCUCAACUAUUCUCUGUUUCUCAUUCCUUCACUCUCUCCCACUCCUUUUUUUUCUUCUCACGCCUUCUAUCUUUCACUUCUCUCCUCUCUAUAUCAGCCACUAACUCUUUCAUUAACUCUUUCUCUCUCUUACUCCUCCCUCUCUCUCUCAUUCCUCUUUCUCUCACUCCUCUCUCUCUCUCUCUCUCUCUCUCUCUCUCUCUCUCUCUCUCAUUCCUUCUUUUUCAUCAUCUCCUUGUCUUUAUCUCUUUUUCCUUUAGUAGCUUCAUGUUUCUCUCUGACAACUUUUUUAGUUACUUUCACUCAAUCCGUGUAUAAUUUAGUUCACUUUUUCUCUCACUCUUCUGCUGUUCCUCUUUCUCGGUGCGCGUGCGCACCAAUGUCGGUGUCUUCUUGUCAGUCUUUCAGUCUUUCAUUGAGCCCUUUUACCACAACUCUCUCUCUCUCACUCUCUCUCUCACUCUCUCACUCUCUCUCUCACUCUCACUCUCUCUCUCUCUCUCUUUUCUCUCCUCACAUUUUUAUCAUAUCUUCACUCUUCUUUUCCCUCCCACAUUUUAUCAACUCCCGCUCCAUUUUAUAUAGUGGCCCUUGUUCUUCAUUUGUUUCAUCUCUUUUUUUUUCUUCAUUUCUUUCCCUGUUUCUUUUUUUUAUUUUACAGAAAUCUUCUCUCCCUUUCUCUCUGCUUUACCCCCAAUUUCCAUCAUUUUUGUUCUUUUCAUUGCAAAAGCCAAUCUUAAAUUCGUCUUUUUCUACUGACACUUUUUCCCUUGCUUCUUGCUUUCUACCUCUCUCAUCUCCUUAUUUUCAUAUUUAUUCCUUCAUUCUUAAAUCUAUAUCUCUAUUAUCAUUAUUAUUAUUGUUGUUGUUGUUGUUUCUCCUAUCUACUCCUUAUCAAUUCUUUUAUUUUAUUCUUCCAUAUUUUUAUUGCUUUAUCUCACGUUCUUUUUUUCUCCAUUCUUUCCUAUCGUUUUGUUCUCCCCACCCCCUGUCCCAAUGCACCGACACCAAACGCACUGCCUCCCGUCCUUUGCUCUUUACUCAAUGUUUCUUCCCCCCUCACAGCCACAAUCACCACGUUUCAUCUUUACAUGCUUUACCGACAUUAUUUCUUUCCACGUGGUCGCCAUGUCUACACAAAACACACGUUUUCUUCUAUUUUCUCAUCAGCUUCCGUAUACGGAGGCGUGGGAAAGGCGUACAAAUAUUUAUACUCAUGCGCACUGUCUUCAGCGACGUACAUGCGCGCAUGCGUGCAACGGGGCGAGUGUAUGGCGCCUUACAGAAUUCACAGCAGAAAGCUAGUAACUUAUGA